Molecule: messenger RNA, 2444 nt
Organism: Oncorhynchus tshawytscha (Chinook salmon)
Lineage: Eukaryota; Metazoa; Chordata; Actinopteri; Salmoniformes; Salmonidae
Gene: zcchc9
Product: zinc finger, CCHC domain containing 9
Exons: 6
Coding region: 1057-1917 (286 amino acids)
Molecular function (GO): zinc ion binding; nucleic acid binding
Source: RefSeq, a predicted model, not a curated record
CGGGGCUCAGGUGACGCCACAGACGAGUGAGUGUAUGUGUUAUCACGAUGAGCCACUUUGGGGUGGACAACCACCGGUCUCAUCAAUGAGAGAAGGUUUGAAAGAGACAAGAUGGCAGCAUACAUUGUUGGACAACCUUUAUGGGGCAAAACACAUGUAAUUUAAUAACCACGCAUUUGAUAAAUUCAAACAAACCGCCUGCAACUGGACAUUGAAGUUUAGAAGACAUUGGUUGUCUUCCAAGUCAGGAAUUGAGGAAGUAUUGACAAGUUCAGGUUGGUCAAAAAUGCUCUGUAGUAUGGCAAACAGUAACGUUACUUAUCUAAUAACACCCAUCAGCCAGCUGGAACAGUGUAAUGUCUGACUAGGCAAUAUUGUGUGUAGCUAAUUACAGACCUACCUGUGGCAGAGAGUAGUGUUUGUAGAACUGUCCACUGAAAUAAAGAAAUGUACAAUAACAUGGUUUUACAGUGGGGUUGGCUACAUAAAAUGGAAAACUGAUAAUAGGCCUAGCUAUCACAUAACGAGAUGACUGGUCCCCAAAGCAGACCUACAGGGAAAGUAAUGGUGGAAUUGUAGAUGGGAACACCGCCCACUGAAAUACUGAAGGGAAACGUUACAUAAACAGGGACAGCACAAUAACAUGGUGAACCAGUGUGCGUUUGCAGGGCUGGUUUACAUCAACUCGAAAACUGUCAAAAGAGAGGAUGUAUAACAAAUUAAUCUGGUCCUACUUUGGACAAUCCAGAUCAGACGCCAACGCAUGGUGCAACGACGAUUGCACACCAGGAUUUGGGAGAAAAGAACCAAAGCAACUGCACAAACACAUUCGUGCACUCGCUUUACUUCCAGUCAAAGAGCAGGCGUGCAGCAAGCACGAAACAAAAGUGCAUGUGUGAUCACUUGUUAUUAUAAAUUCUCAACCUCAACAACAGAUGGCGGUACGAGUCUAUCGACUCAUUUUCACCCAAGGAAGAAGAAGAAGAAGAACUUGGCUUCCGGCUAAACAGUAAACACAUGUGGCAGCGAUAGUUUUACACUUUAGGUGUUCCAGCAAUGACGCGAUGGGCCAGAGCCAACAACGUCCACAAACACAAACCUGCUGAGGCAACACCCUGGAGCCAGCUUAGAACCAGAGGGGGAGGAGUAGGGAGGGGUCGUCCAGGCCCUUUUGGAGGUUCAGGAGGUGCUAGCUCUAGCCAUGGUCUUGGGGGUUGGGGAAGAGGUAGGGGAGGAGGGGGAGACCCUCUGAGGCGAACGCAGCUCGGCGAUGCUGGGAUUAAGAAGCCCUGUCGGAAGAAGAAAGACUACGACAAUGAGGAUGUGAACGGCUUCAUGGAAUACCUUCAGAGUGGCGGGGCUGGGACGUCCAGGGGAGGUGGAGGGGCAGGGAUGGGGGGACUCAGGGAAGAGGUAGAGACAGCCCUGAAGAAAGACAGGAGGAGAGAGGACAGGAGGAUUAAGAGACAGGAUGACAAGAAGAGCAGCAUGGUGUGUUUUAACUGUAGGAAGCCUGGCCACGGGUUGGCUGACUGUCCGGAGGCGGACCGAGACGAGGAGAUGGGAAGGGAAAUCUGCUACCGCUGUGGAUCCACAGAACAUGAGAUCCAACGCUGCCGUGCUAAAAUAGAUCCUGCUCUAGGGGAAUACCCGUAUGCCAAGUGUUUCAUCUGUAGUAAGACUGGCCACCUGUCCAGGUCCUGCCCAGAUAACCCCAAAGGACUGUACGCUGCAGGAGGUUGUUGCCGUGUGUGUGGUUCAGUAGAGCACUUCCAGAAGGAUUGUCCUGAGCACCAGGCCGCGUCUAACCAAGUGACCUUGGGCUGGCUGUCCAAUAACAUGAGUGCCGACCACGAGGAAGUGCAUGUGCCUGUGAAGAAAGCCCCGCCCAAACGGGCCAAGGUAGUGGUCUUCUGACCUGCCAAUCCACGCAGAGGACUCGCCAGAUUGGACAGGACUGACAUCGACACAUCCCAAGACUGAAAUCCACGAAGGGCGUUCGUUCUGUCACCGUUCUCACUCUCUCUCUCUGAGCUUUGACAAACAACAUCCAUAGUCAGGGAAAAUGGAGAGCUGCUCUUGACUGCCAUAUUGGAAAGCGCCCUCUGUGGUCUCACACCCUGGACUCUUGUGUAUAGGACUGGAAGUGAUUUGUAUGGAUGGGACGAGACUGGAGCCUGUAGUGUAUGCUAGCUAGCGGGUCGCUCCUGUAUCUAAAGAUGUGUUUUUAUAUCUCGCUAGCCAUCUAUCCUGUGUGUCUCAUGUUUGGUGGUGUGUUCUCUCAUCCAUCCCCAGGUGUCUGAGAAACAAAAAGGUUAAAAAUAUAGGUUUUUAUUUGCAUUUCACAGAAUUUGUUUUGUCAUCGAGUAUCAUUACUGCACGUUCACUCACAUCAACAUCUGAAAUAUUUCUUGCAAAAUUCAAUAAAUUAGACUGAUAUUACA